UUGCUGCUCCUUAAAACCAACCAAACAUCAAAAAGGCUCCACAUCUCAUACACAACACAAAUCAAGCCAAAUCGGUAGUCGGCGUUUCACAUUACAAUUUUUUUUAGCUCUUUCUUUCGUUUAUAUUUUUGUUAAUAUAAACUUCAUCAUCGUUUGGUCUGUUUGAUUUCUGUUUGAUUUUUUCUUCUCCAAUCCAUUUUUCUAAUUUUAAUUUUCACAUCUUUAGAUUUUCUUCUCAGUUUUUUUUGCUGAUUUCAUCAAUCUUAAUUGUCAAGAAUUCUACUCUGGUUUUUUUUAUUCAUCAAUUCCUUUUUUUAUACUAUCAAAUUCUUAUUUCAUACGUAUUUUUCUUCUUUUUGUCGGUUUCGAAGACAGGUGCUAGUCUGUGUUUGGACUGCAUCUUCAUCUUUUUUUUUCUUGAAGAAAACGUUUCGUUCAUAUUGAUUGGUGAAAUACAAAAAAAAAGAAAAACGAACGAAAAUGUCUCAAAUACUUCCAAUCAAAUUUCAGGAACACCUCCAGUUAACCCAGAUUGGUAUCAACCAAUCGAGCAUUAGUUUCAAUAUGCUCACUAUGGAGAGUGAUAAAUUUAUUUGUAUUCGUGAAAAAGUUGGUGAUUCAUCACAAGUGGUUAUUAUUGAUAUGGCAAAUCCAACAACACCAAUACGACGACCAAUAUCAGCCGAUUCAGCCAUCAUGAAUCCAUCAACAAAAGUGAUUGCAUUAAAAGCACAACGUACAUUGCAAAUAUUCAAUAUUGAAAUGAAAUCAAUGAUGAAAGCACAUACAAUGGAAGAAGAAGUUUUAUUCUGGAAAUGGAUUAAUGUUAAAACAAUUGCAUUGGUUACUGAAACUGCUGUUCAUCAUUGGUCAAUGGAAGGUGAUUCUACACCACAAAAAGCUUUUGAUCGUCAUGCAUCAUUGAAUGGUUGUCAAAUUAUUAAUUAUCGUGCUGAUCAUCAAGCUAAAUGGCUUGUUUUGAUUGGUAUUUCAGCACAGAGCAAUCGUGUAACUGGAGCCAUGCAACUUUAUUCUGUUGCUCGAAAGGUUAGCCAACCGAUUGAAGGACAUGCCGCUGCUUUUACAACAUUCAAAUUGGAAGGAAAUACUGAACCAUCAAAUUUAUUUUGUUUUGCCGCUCGUACAGCUGCAGGUGGAAAGGUAAUAAGAAAAUUUUAUGAUAUAUAAUAGCUUCAUAUAGUUGAAGUGGGUACGGCACCAACCGGCAGCAAACCAUAUCCAAAAAAACAAGUUGAUGUAUUUUUUCCACCAGAAGCACAAAAUGAUUUUCCUAUUGCUAUGCAAAUGUCACCUAAAUAUGAUAUAAUCUAUUUGAUUACUAAAUAUGGUUAUAUUCAUUUAUAUGAUGUUGAAUCCGGUACUUGUAUCUAUAUGAAUCGUAUUAGUGCUGAUACUAUUUUUGUUACGGCUCCAUAUGGACCAACUAGUGGAAUUAUUGGUGUAAAUCGUAAAGGACAGGUAUGA
Dermatophagoides pteronyssinus (European house dust mite) is the source of this 1485-nucleotide messenger RNA. RefSeq names its product clathrin heavy chain (gene Chc). Gene Ontology annotation, biological process: intracellular protein transport; receptor-mediated endocytosis. NCBI's taxonomy places the organism in Eukaryota, Metazoa, Arthropoda, Arachnida, Sarcoptiformes, Pyroglyphidae. Gene Ontology annotation, molecular function: structural molecule activity; clathrin light chain binding. Gene Ontology annotation, cellular component: cell cortex; clathrin coat of trans-Golgi network vesicle; clathrin-coated endocytic vesicle. The record is from RefSeq and is a predicted model, not a curated record.